Molecule: messenger RNA, 1892 nt
Organism: Paramuricea clavata
Lineage: Eukaryota; Metazoa; Cnidaria; Anthozoa; Malacalcyonacea; Plexauridae
Source: the annotation of a GenBank genome assembly
CUGUAAAACAGCUUUGAAAUUAAGAAUGUGAUGAUGUAUUAUAUUACGUAUCGAAUGAUCGAAGUAUCGAAUGUGAUGUAGACUUCAUAAAAUAACUCAAAAGCGACAAAUAUAAUGUCAUAAUGUCAUAAUAUAUUAUAAAGAAUAUAUUAUGAACUAAAGAUUUGGGCACUUCAAUAUGGACAUCUACCAUCUUGGUUUAAUUGUAUGGAGUGUAUUUGAAAGUGUUCUCUGUACAGCUACUAUAUUCGGUUGGGCUCAAUUACUGGAAAUACUUGUAGGUGAACACUAUUUCUCGUCCUAUUGCGGAGAUGAGGCUAAUUCAAACCGGACUAUAUCACAGAUAAACACAAGUAACUCCUCGCACAAUAAAGCAGGUGGCAAUGAUAUAAACACAUGUUCGGAGCAAGACAGUAUUCUUCGCUUGAUCUAUACAAUCUCCGUUUUCGCUUCUUUUGCUUCAAUAUUUCUCAGUGGAAAAUAUCUGGAUAUGUUUGGCUUCAGAAAGACAAGGUUAUUGGCAAGGUGGGCUGUUUUAUGUGAAUUAGAUUUUUAGUUUAAUAAUGUAAACACAAGGCCGUACUCAUGGGAGUGGGGGGUAAUUUGUAAACUUGCGAUGAUCUGUAGGGAAAUAAUGACCUAAUAAUCAGUCACCCCUGACUAAUCAGCCCCCCCAAUACAAAAUUGCUCCCUCCGGUAGUGCCCAAUUCCAGCUAAGGAAUUUGCUAAGGCGGAAAAUUUUAAAGUUUAUUAGCUCAGUACGGGUGUCCACAAAAUCUAAACCGACUGUUUGAUUUCAUGUAACGUAUGCUAUAGAAUCUAUCGCAAUGAAAUAAAAUUAAAGAUCAGUCCAUUCAAACAGGACUAUAAGCUUAGAUUUUAAUAUACAGUAUGACACUUGAACUAAUUACAUGCAUGCAAGAAAAACUACAAACUACAAACAGAAAAACUACUUUUGGUAUUUUCAAAAACAGUAAUUCAACGUUCAAACACCAAUAGCGCAGUUAAUAUGGCAUGUAAAAUCAAGUGUUAUAGGCCUAUAUCAAAAUCUAAAUUCGUCGUUUCUGAAUGCAAUGAUUUUCAUAUCAUUGCGACAGCAUUUAUAGGUUUUAUUCAAACAGUUUUCAGAUUUUUUUGGGACACCCGGUUCAGAACUUAACUCAAGCAUGCGUUAGACGUCCCAAAAUAGACUUUUAGUAAAAUACACCUAAGAUUUUGUACUUACAUAUGAACAUAUGGCUAUUUAUAUUAUGUAAAAUCAAUAAAGUUUAAAAGGUCCGAAUAUCCAUGGACUGGAAUUUUAAUAAAUAUGUUGAAAUCAUGGGUCAAUUCAGACGUAUAUUUAUUCAUUAAAACCCUGGAACAAAUAUUUUUUUUAGUAGGGACCCACUCAAAUGGCAAAUAACUUUUUUAUAUAAAAACAUUGAUGCUUUAAUGAAAUUCGUAUAAAUUCCAAUAUUGCGAAAUAGAUUUAAAGUUCACAUUACAUGAAAAUUUCUCCCCAUUUUUUUAUGCAUCAUUUAAAAGUACUAACUUGAAAAUGAUAAAGAAUGACCUUAACAAUUUAUUCACAGCUCAAGUAACCGGGCAUUUUGUUUUUUUGUGUUAUGACGUGGCUGGUUGUGCUCAAGGAUGCCAGCAAUUCAAAAAGAAUCAAAUCUAAUAUCUCAGAAGUGAUUCGACGUAUAAUAAAAUUAAAUUUGGUACAGUUAUAUUAGUGCAAAUGUACUUGGAAGAGGCAGUACCCCCAAAAUGGCUGAUUCGAUAAUUCGAUAGAACCAAUGGAUGAUUUCAUGAUGUACGUUUUUAUUUUCACGUUUAGUUUCAUGUAUUUUCUGGCCGGCGGAGCGAUGUUUAUGUCAACUUAUGGUAUGUUACCAAAUUUAAUAUAA